AUGUUGCGUGUGCACUGCGCCCCUCACUCGACUUACUCUCUUUCCUUUGACAUGUACCAUCUGUCAGCGCCUACGGCACGGCGAGAUACCACAACAGCCACCCCGAAAGUAUGUUCGGUGCCAAUGCAACAUGACACCUGCCUCCCAAGCCCGAGAUGA
This is a messenger RNA of Bipolaris zeicola 26-R-13, 159 nucleotides long. RefSeq lists its product as uncharacterized. Bases 1 to 159 code for a protein of 52 amino acids. The transcript has a single exon. NCBI's taxonomy places the organism in Eukaryota, Fungi, Ascomycota, Dothideomycetes, Pleosporales, Pleosporaceae. The record is from RefSeq and is a predicted model, not a curated record.